AUGGCAUCCGCUGUGAAGGGAAAGAUCCUGGCUGUCAUUGGAGACGAGGACACCGUCGUCGGCUUCUUGCUCGGUGGUGUUGGAGAGCUCAACAAGGCUCGCAAGCCCAACUACUUGAUCGUCGACAAGCAGACGACCAUUCAGGAGAUCGAGGACGCUUUCAAGGGAUUCUGCGCUCGCGACGACGUCGCCAUCAUUCUCAUCAAUCAGCACAUCGCCGAGAUGAUCCGUUACGCUGUCGAUCAACACACUCAAUCCAUUCCAGCUGUGCUCGAAAUCCCAUCCAAGGAGGCUCCAUACGACCCGUCCAAGGACUCCAUCCUCAACCGCGCUCGUGGACUCUUCAAUCCAGAGGAUUUCCGAUAA
Caenorhabditis briggsae is the source of this 366-nucleotide messenger RNA. RefSeq names its product Protein CBR-VHA-9 (gene Cbr-vha-9). The transcript is spliced from 4 exons. The record is from RefSeq and is a predicted model, not a curated record. Gene Ontology annotation, cellular component: proton-transporting V-type ATPase, V1 domain; membrane. NCBI's taxonomy places the organism in Eukaryota, Metazoa, Nematoda, Chromadorea, Rhabditida, Rhabditidae. Gene Ontology annotation, molecular function: proton-transporting ATPase activity, rotational mechanism. Gene Ontology annotation, biological process: proton transmembrane transport. Bases 1 to 366 code for a protein of 121 amino acids.